Nylanderia fulva is the source of this 1783-nucleotide messenger RNA. The record is from RefSeq and is a predicted model, not a curated record. NCBI's taxonomy places the organism in Eukaryota, Metazoa, Arthropoda, Insecta, Hymenoptera, Formicidae.
UUCUAUCUUCAUAGAUCAGAAUCCGAGGGCAAGGCAAGCGGCGUUGAAGUUGGCCUCCACGUGUUCCCCGUGUCCACGUUUUUAGGAGUUGAAGUUUGCGCGCCCUUUGACCGAAAAGCGUGAAAAAUGGUUUUGGACCUGGAUCUGUUUCGCCAGGACAAGGGUUUCGAUCCGGAGAAGAUCCGGGAGAACCAGAGAAAACGGUUCAAGGAUGUGCAGCUGGUGAACACUGUGAUCGAGAAGGAUAAGUGCUGGCGACAGCUGCGGCAUCGCGCCGACAACUUCAAUAAGCUGAAGAACCUCUGUAGCAAGGAGAUUGGCGAGAAAAUGAAGAAGAAGGAGCCACUCGGAGAGGACGAUGACGUACCUCAAGAGAUCGCUGACAAUCUGGUAGACUUGACUUCCGAGAGGCUGAAAACCUUGACAGUGAUGCAGAUCAAGAAGAUACGUGGUCUCAUCGACGACGCGAUGCAGAAGAACGACGAGAGCCUGAAGAUAACUGAAUCGGAGAGGAAUAGCGCUCUUAGAGAAGUAGGAAAUCAUCUGCACAAAUCUGUGCCUGUUAGCAAUGAUGAGGAAGAGAACAAGGUAGAAAGAACUUGGGGAGACUGCACCGAGAGGAAAACAUACUCUCACGUCGAUCUGAUUCACAUGAUUGCCGGAAUGGAUGGUGAACGUGGAACAGGCGUGUCUGGGGGACGUGGUUACUUCCUUACCGGACCAGCAGUGUUUCUUCAACAAGCCCUAAUACAAUUAGCAUUGAGAAAAUUAUUGAAACGAGAUUACGAACCUCUUUAUACUCCAUUUAUUAUGCGAAAAGACGCGAUGCAAGAAGUAGCACAACUUUCUCAAUUUGAUGAAGAAUUAUACAAAGUCAUUGGGAAAGGUAGUGAACGUAAUGAGGACAAGGACAUGGAGGAAAAAUAUCUCAUCGCUACCUCUGAACAGCCAAUAGCGGCUUUUCAUAGAGGCGAAUGGAUAGCUGAAAAUGCUUUACCAAUCAAAUAUGCCGGUAUCUCUACUUGCUUUAGACAAGAAGUUGGCUCUCAUGGACGAGAUACUAGAGGUAUUUUUAGGGUACAUCAGUUCGAAAAGGUGGAGCAGUUCUGUCUCACUUCACCUUAUGACAAUAAAUCUUGGGAGAUGAUGGAAGAAAUGAUUUCCAAUGCGGAAGAAUUUUAUCAGGCCUUAGAAAUUCCUUAUCGCAUAGUUAAUAUUGUAUCUGGUGCUUUGAAUCAUGCAGCUUCUAAGAAGCUAGACUUGGAGGCCUGGUUUCCUGGAUCUGGUGCAUUCCGUGAACUUGUAUCGUGUAGUAACUGCUUGGAUUAUCAAGCAAGGAGAUUGCUGGUGAGAUAUGGUCAAACGAAGAAAAUGAACACUACGACGGACUAUGUCCAUAUGUUGAACGCGACAAUGUGCGCAGUAACACGAGUAAUUUGUGCAAUUUUAGAAGUACAUCAAACAGAAACUGGCAUCAAAGUACCAAAAAUUCUGGCAGAAUACAUGCCCUGCAAAUACGAAAGCGAGAUUCCGUUUGUAAAGCCUGCGCCGAUCGACGAAAUCGAAACGAAAAAACAGAAAAAGCAGAAAGAAAAUGUAUCAAAGUGAAAUAGUACGACUAAAAUAUGGCAAUGAAGCAAGUAGGACUGUCUAUCUACAGAUCUUAUUUAUUGCAUUCUUAAAUUGCAUUUUUUUAAAUAUUCCAUUGCGAUCUAAUCGGAUCGCAUAGAUGUAAUGGUCAGUUUAAGAAAAUAUAUACACAAAUGCUUUCAAUUUUUCUCAA